Molecule: messenger RNA, 7290 nt
Organism: Caenorhabditis auriculariae
Lineage: Eukaryota; Metazoa; Nematoda; Chromadorea; Rhabditida; Rhabditidae
Source: the annotation of a GenBank genome assembly
AUGGAGGCUCCCAUCGGCCUUUUCCAUACCAUUUAUUUCACCGCCUACUUUAUCAUAUCAAUAUCACAACAGCUACUCCUGGUCCAUAUCAUGAUCCGAUACACGCCUCGGCGGCUCAGAGGACUCCGAUUUUUCAUGAUCAAGUCGUCGGUCGUCGAGAUCGUGCUCAUUUGCUUGAUCUACUUUACUCAGUACCGGUAAAUUAUUCUCUGAUUCUUUCCAAUAUUUUAAAAUGGGAUGGGAACCUUCAAAAAGUUUCUAGGAAAGUACUUAGACAGACAGAAAAAAUUGCUCAUUUGGCACAAUCAAAAAAAAAUGUUGCAGCUUCUGAUAGACCUUCUGGAUUUUGCUAACUUUUGAGCUAAUUUUUCCCGAAACAUUCUGAUUUUCUUCGCCCUAAGAAAACUUAUAAUUCUGUUCGAAACUUGGAAGGAAAAGUUAAAAACCUAAAACUCCAUCAAUAUCAUUUCAAAUCUCUUAUUUCUUCUCAUUUAUCAUGUUUGAACUUUUUUGUCUGAUCGAAAAAUGUAUUUUGAAACUCUAAUGUAGUUGAAUAUGUACUUGGAUCUAUAAAAAAAAAUUUAAAGAUAACAAAUUCAAUUUCAUUCCUCACUGUUUGGUCGUAGUAACUGAAACUCCUCUAUAAGGAUAAGUCAUUUUUUUAGGACAAUGGAUUAUUUGGUAGUAAGAACUUCCUAUUCCAAAAAUACUUCCUUUUUCGAAAAUGAAUUAAAAUUCAUCUUGAAAAAUCAUCGUUAAAAAAAGACCUUUCCAAACAAGCGAACAAAAAUCUCCAUUCAAAACAAAAAAAAACUUCUUGGAUAGAUAAAUUCUUCAAAGUUUCAAAGUAAACAGUCUAAAAAAAGUCCUUGAUCACUUGGGAUACAAGCCAAAGUCGGGCUCAAGAAGAACUUUUCCUGAGGGCUUAAAAACUGCCCCAAAAUACCAGAUUAUUCUAACGUCACCUUCUUUGCAUGCGAAUCUUCAUGGGAAAAUUUUCGGUCCGAAAAAAUGACAAUGGAAAUUGGUUCAUGGUCUAAUUAUAUGAAUUAUUUAUUCAUCUAUCUAUGAAAAUUGUGAGCUAGAAAUUUUGGGUGAAAGGGAAAGGGGUUAAAAAUUUUACUUUGAUUUUAUUCAAUUUUUUUCGAAAUUAUUGACAAAAUUAAAAAAAUGACACACCUCAUCGAAGUAUGCUGCAAAAACAUUUGAACCGUUUCAAGUCUGCCUGAAAAAAAUUAAAAUUGAAUAAAAAGAAAAAAAUUUGAAAAGAAAAUUAAUAAGACUGAAAAAUAAGUUCAAAAAAACUAUCACACGAUAAGCGUCAUUACGGUUCAUUGACGUCUUUUUCAGAUGCUAGUAAAAAAAUAUUCCGUUCAAUCAAUUUUUCAUUUUUUUAUUUGAAAUCAAUUUUUAUAAUCCUUUUAAAAUGUUAUAUUUUUUUUUAAAACAACAUUCUGGUGUUCCAAAUGCUUAUUUGCUUGUUGAAAAUGUCGCCCACUCAAAAAGUACUAGCGAAUAGUUUGGAGUGAACUUUAUUUUUUUUUUAUCAACGUAACAUAUCGGGAGUUUGUUUAGAAUAUUGUAAAGCUCAUGAGAACUUUAUUCUGCUUUUUAAUAACGCUCGAACCAUAUUUUAAGCUUGCAAAGUUCAUUUAAACACGCUCCUUCCUUAUUAGAAAUUGUGUAUAGGGCUGCUAAAAAAUUGUUUACGUGAACUUGCAAGGGUCAUUAUUUCUUCCUAGGAAUAUGAAUAACACUGCAAUAGAAAUUAAUGAGAGUUUCGAAAUUUUCUGGUGUUUCAGCUACGUCGUGAACACCAAUACGUUGGCGAUCAUUUGCCAUGGACCAUCGGAAUUUUUCUCGGCCAAUAUAUGUUUCUAUUCAUUUUUCGCUGUCCUGGUAAGUACUCGAGUAGAAGUUUGAGUUGAAAAUUGAUUUUUUUUUUCAGGUGAUUGGAGCGGAAAGCGUCCUUUCAGUGGCCCACACGAUUUAUUACCAAUUUCGACACACUCAUUGUGUUCUGAAGCCUUUGUCGCUGUUUGCUAUCAUUCGGGAGACCAGCAUCAGUUUCAUUCCGUUGAUCGUUCUACAGGUUUGUUGUAAGUCAAAGAAAAAAUUAAACUUGAAAAAGUGUCGAAAAAAUAGAAUGAAAUUAGAAGAAAUUGAGGUAAAUUUAGUUUUUUUUUUGAGUAACAUGACUUCCUAAAUUCAAUCACACCCCCAUAAAGCAUAUUUUCAAACAUCAGAUUUUAGAGAAAUCAAGAAUUGAAUAGGUUUUUCAAAAGAAAAAAAGUCAUGAAAAAGUUUUUAGAAUGGUAUAAAUUUCAUAAGUUCCAUUAAAAAAAUGAGGACCUAGGUUUUUUUCUACUAUAUCUCAUCAUUACAGCCUGGAUUAGUCCAAAUUUUUUUGCUACUAUUUAUUUAAUUUCUUAAAAAAAUCUGGAAGGUAAACUUACUGUUGUAUUAAUUCGAUCAUUUCCUUUCUUAGGCGAUUUGAAUGAUUCAUGCUAAUAAUGUACGCAGUAAGUAACUAUCAAAAUGAAAAAAAGGGCCUUUAUAAUUAUGACUAAUGUGCCGCAUUGAUUAUUCACCACAACAAAGGUUUUUGAGGGUAUUUCUUUGAAUUCAGUAAAUUAUGAUUAGUGAAAACUUCUGAGGCUAUUUCUUUCCAGUCUUGCAAAUUAUCGGCGUAAUCAAGGCUUAUUUUUUGGAAAUCUGCGAACUAACCGUGGAGCACAUUACUCAUCCUUGUUAUGGCUCUUUUUCCCAUGUUUGCAAAUCAUCCGUAGAGCGCAUUAGUCAAACUUGUCAAGGCUCUUUUCUGUAAGUUUGCAGAAGUUCCUUGAAACGUUAAUCAGCUAGGCUAUUUUUUCAAACUUAUGGAAUUCCUACAAAGUCAUAUUUUUCACUUAACUUAGGAGUUUAUCGAUGGAGCUCAUUAUUUAGCUUCUUCGCGGCUCUUUUUUCCUUUCCUGCUUUAUGAUUCUCAGCUCGUGAUUUCUGUUUUCAUGAACCUAAUUGCCUUCCAGAACUCACCUGUUCCUUUUCAAAGAUUUUUGUUUCACUGCUCUCACCCUUCCGUCUUGCAGGUUAUGGUAGUGCUGCUGAGUAAGAACUUCUCAGCCGUCAAGAUGGAAUUAUAUCAGCUGCAUCCCGAGGAAACCCUCAGCUCGGGAGUCAUCGCCGGCUUCGACGACAUGUUCUCGCCGUUGAACAUCUGCGCCCUGUUCAUGAUCGGAAUCAUCGUCUACGGAACGCCCCUCUUCUCCAUGUAUUGUAAGAAGUGAGUAGCGCGGGGACUUGGGAAACUAUUUUAAGAGAUAGAAAUGACAAAUAUGGAAAAUAGUUCGGAAGACCUUGUUUUAUUGUAAAAAGUAAGUUUUCCUGGAAGGGGAUGUGUAAAAAAGCACCUGUUUAAUUUGGUACUCUGUUCUUCGAAAUGGUAGUCUGGUGUUCUUUGGGUUGGCAUUAAAAUUGGUUGAAAAGUCAUUUUUCCUUUAGGGUGAGGGGAAGAGAGAGAGCCCAGACAGUUAGACUCGCUUUUCUUGAGAAAGUUUCCACUAGAAAGUUCGCAAAAAUCGCAGAAAAUUGAAUUUUUCGCGCGGUACCUAUCCAAGAGCCUUUUUUUAUUUUCAAAACACCUUCUUUAAAAACUUGAAAAAAAAAGACUUCAGAGAUCUCUCAAAUGAUUAUUUGGUUAAUUAUUCAUAGAAGUUGCUGUUUUUCUCCGGUCUCCAGGUACUUGAAUGAACUAAAAGGUCGUUCCAAAGGUUUUCCCGAUGAAAAUUUCCAUUUUUGCAUUUCCAAAAGGCCACUGAUCAAAGUUUUGCCCCGAGGAAAACUAACCAGAAAAUCCAGACUCAAAAGGAAGUUUUCCUGCUGGAAAGUGUAUCAAGUUAUGGCAUUCGAGAUUGACUUUUGCAGAAAAUUCUCAUCUUUGACUUUUUUUGGAACACGUCACUUUAGUCCAAUUGGACACUUUCCGGGAUCUUAUUACUUACUUCAUAGCAAUUAGAACGGAGAAGAAUUUCCUCGAAGACAUGAAUAAUGGAGAUGAGCUCAGAGGAAGUUGAAUUUCAAGUCGAAUUUGAGAAAAAAGGAGCUGUCUGGAAAUUCAAAUUUCAUGAAAAAUGGCUAAAAAUGAGCUGGAGGUGGUUUUUUCAAUUUCUUGUCGAGUUUCAGAAAAUUCCCAAAACUGUCCAAACAAUCCAGAAGUCUAUUGAAACGUUUUCAACACGUUCUACACUAGCGAUCAGAAAAAAAUUAAAAUUCUUUAUUUUUUUCUGUGAUUUUUUUAAUUUUUCAUCUUUUCUUUUUUUGGAAAUUAGCUCGUUUCCUUUUUUUAGAAUUUCAUCGAUUUUUCUUUUUUUAUUUCAAAAAGAUGGAACUCAAGUUUAGUCAAAGGCAUUCAGACAUCUUUUUUUCUUCAAAAACCCCGGAAUUUUUUUCUUUCAUAAAAAAAUUUGCCUGCGAAAGGUCAGAACUUUUUUUCCCAGUUUUUCUGAUUAUUUUUUUCUUUUUUUAAUUAAAAUGUGUGGGAACACAGGUGAAACUCCGUGCUUCCUUAGAAACCGUAGUAAUUUGACUAAGAAAAAAAAAGUGAGUAUGCUUGAAAAUGGCAGGUGUAACCUUUGGGUUCUUUGGAAAUAAGAAGUUAGAAAGGGGAAAUUUUCGGUAUGGUUCAUUCAUGAUGGGGAUAUUUAAAGGCGCAGGGGUGUACUGUAUUUUUUUUUUCUGAACCUUUGAAGAGUCUAGAAAAGGUUUUCUCUUGAGGGGUUCUGAUUAUAGAAUCUAUAGAAUCGUGUUCUAGACAAAAGUUCAUCAGACUUCACCAUUAAAAAACUUGAAAAUUCGAGAAAAAUCCGUUUUUUACUUAUGCACCGUUUUCUACAAGUUUUAAAACUUUCUCUUUUUUCCCACUUUCUCUGAAAAAAUUAAAAAAUCUUCCAAGCUAGCCUUGACUAGAGUAUUUUCUUAUUACGUAACAUUUCCGAUUUUCAUUCUAGACAUCAUUUUUUGAAGAUCAAACAUAGUCUCUAACGUAUUUCAUGAAUAAACGCCUAAUACGUGUUGCUUUUCGCGCCUCAAAAUGAGAGAGAAAAACAAAUUUUGUCGGGAAAUGAGCCGAGAAAAUAUUCCUCCUCUGAUAUUUAAAAACACAAAGAGCGAGCGGAAAAAAAUACGUAGGAGAGAAAAUAUUAGUAUUCUUCACGUACUCUAAACGUGGGCUUGAAUGAGAAAAGUUGAAAAUUGGGCUAAUUAUUUGAAGACGGAUUUUGAAGGGGUAAAGAGACACGUUUUUAGUCGUUGGACACAGAUGCUUUUUGAUGAUGAUGAUGAUGAUGAUGAUGAUGAUGGAGUCUCGAAAUUUGGCCUAGAAUUGAAAUAUGAAGCUUGGAGGAACAGAAUUCCCUAGAAAAAUCAAGAAAUUAGUCCUAGAACGAUAAAAGAAAUAGUACGUGAAAAUGAGAGAGACUAGAGAACUUGAGAUUUUUCAAGAUUUUGAAGAGAAGUUAUUGUUGUAUAAAAUGCAAGAAGAACACAUUUUUAGCAUUUUAGUGGUCAUUUUAGGAUUCUGAGCUUUUAAGUGGUAACUUCAGAGGUUUUUAGAUCUCUAAGUGGUCGCUAAAGGGAUCAGAGUGGAAAACUCAGAAUUUUCGAUCUUCUGGUCAGGGGAAUUUACGCUAUUAUAUGACCUUUCGAAAAUGAAAAAAAAAAUCAGAUCUUUUUUGUGAUUUUUUUGUGAUUCUGGUAGAAACUGACUGAUAAAUCACUUCCUAUCAUUUUUUUAAAUAUCACUUGUAAGUCUUCUUUUACGGAUUCUGUGAAAUUACUCAAAUUCAUUGCGCUUACGUUUUCGAUUUUCUUUUUACACCAAAAAAGUCGCAUAAUCUUGGAUUAUACUAGCCCACACACACAAGGCCCAAAAAAAAAUAUAUAAAUAAUACUUUCCUUCCGCUCGGAUUGAACGCAUUGGACUGGGGAUAUUAGAAAAGAGGAUUUUUAUUCGAGCAUUUCGAUUUUUCAGAAGAAUCCACCGACAAUUGUUCAAAUGCGGCAAUUCCAUCUCGAAAAAGACGCGGGAGAACUCGAAAACUUUUAUCCAGGUAGAGUUUGAAAAAAAAAAAAAAGAUUUUCGUAAAGAAAAUUAUAUGAAAUUUGAGGAGAAAAGUCGAAAUUUUUUUUUAAACGAUACUUCCAAGACUUAUUGAAAAGUUUAUUCGCCUGGCUGUUAUCGAUGAAUUUCUGAAAAAUCAGAAAUCAAGGCUUUUUCUGUGACUUUCGUCUCUAAAACGAAACCCGUUUCAAGUCGGUUGCAAAAGUAACAUCGAUAAAUUUUGGAAUAAGCCAAGAUAUUCAACAAUCGAACAUUUUUAAGAUAUCUUUUGAGGAAUUUCAUCUGCCUAGCUGUUCAAAGAACAUAUAAGUUAGUAAAAACGUGUGAAUAUUCGAUUAACCGCCAUUUAAUCACCAAGUUCAAGAAAGAAAUCAGAAAUCUAGAGAUUUUUUUUAAACGCUGGCUGUGAGUUAUCUCAUGGCGGAAACCAUUUCAAGUCGGCUGCACAAGUUUAUCCAUCCAUUUUCAGGCGCUGAAUUUCCAAGCGAUGAUCCCAGCAAUUUGCUAUGUUCCACCGUUCAGUAUGUUCCUGUACAGCCAGUAUAUUGGUUCGUUUUUUUCUCAAGCUUUUGUACUGAACUAGAAAAAGAUUUUUGUAAUAAAUUCCCAUUACUUCCUCCAUAUAGGCAGAAAAAAGAAUGGAGAAGUUUAGUUAAUCUCAAAUUAUCCGACUAUGAGCUCAACCAGAUUGAACUACAUUUUUGAAUUUUUCAAAGAGCUUUCUGAAUAUUAUAUUCAUUUUUUUCAUCUUUUUCCAAAAAAAAUUUUAUUAGGGAUUUUUUUGAACUGCCCAUCGACUAUAUUUGCGCAUUUUGAUUUUUUUCUGAAGUUUUUUUGACAAUUUAGUAGAUAUUUGAGAUAAACUGUCCAUGGAGCACUUUUUUUCUCUAAUAAUUCGGCCUCUUUUCGUUUCUUACACUUUUCAUAAUUGGAUGAAGAGACUUUUCCAUUCGAUUUUAUAAAAUUUAUAAUUUUCAGGCUCCGACCCUCCAUAUUACACCUACAUCGUCGCCGUUAUGAUCUCGGCCCCGACGAUUCUGCACCCGGCCGCCACCAUUUAUUUCGUUUUACCGUAUCGCCGAGCCGUCGUUUCAAUAUUCAUGAGAAGCGUCAAUAGAAAAUCCUCCGGUUUCAACGGCUCCUCUGAAAAUAGCAAUACCCAGACGGUCUGA